UGUGGCUUUUGUCACCAGUGUGUUCAUCUGCAACUUUGAUGCAGUCACAGCGUGUCUGCAUCAAAUCCUCCAGAUAUAUGGUACCUCACAGCGUGUCUGUGUAGAGCUGAACAAAGAGAAAGAGAAGAAGAGUUGAGGUUUCUUUCCGGAAAAACUCUUAACAUUGAAUGUCCAUUUUCGAACUGUAUUUCCAUGAAGAUCCUAAUUUGUAAUUUAGUAGAUGAGAAAUUGUGGUUGCUUGAGCAGACAGUGGAGGGGAGUUUCGGUCUAAAAGGCUGAAAGCUCAUCUCUCCCAGGUUUCACCAUGUCCAUCGACCCGGCGGCCGAUCUUCCUUUCUACUACGGCAGCAUCAGUCGCUCGGAAGCCGAGCAGCAUCUGAAGCUGGCCGGCAUGGCCGACGGGAUCUUCUUGCUGCGACAGUGUCUCCGCAGUCUGGGGGGCUACGUCCUGUCUGUUGUGUGGGACCUGGAGUUUCACCAUUACCCCGUGGAAAAGCAGCUCAACGGGACUUACUGCUUUACAGGAGGGAAGUCUCACUGUGGGCCUGCAGAGCUCUGUGAGUUUUACAGCAAAGACCCUGACGGCCUGGUGUGCACCCUGAGGAAACCCUGUCUGCGCUCCCCGGACACAGCGGUACGUCCCGGUGUGUUCGACAGCCUGAGAGAAAACAUGCUGAGGGAGUACGUGAAGCAGACCUGGAACCUGGAGGGAGAAGCCAUGGAGCAGGCCAUCAUCAGUCAAGCUCCUCAGCUGGAGAAACUGAUCGCCACCACGGCCCACGAGAAGAUGCCCUGGUAUCACGGUAGAGUCACCCGGCAGGAAGGUGAAAGGUUGCUUUACUCCAGAGCACAACCGGACGGCAAGUUUCUAGUGAGAGACAGACAGGAGUCGAGUAGUUUUGCUCUCUCCAUGGUGUACGGGAAAACCGUGUACCAUUACCAGAUCCUCCAAGACAAAUCAGGGAAAUACUCUAUGCCAGAGGGAACAAAGUUUGACACAAUCUGGCAGCUGGUUGAGUACCUGAAGAUGAAAGCUGAUGGCCUGGUGACUAAUCUUGGAGAGGCGUGUGUUAACGGAAAAGCUGCUGGAAAGACACCCAGCCUUCCUGGAACAAGGCGGAAAAAUGGAUACACACCGCCACCUCAAGCUGUUGCAAAGUCGGUCACCACUGUGCCUGUAGAGCGCGAGGUUCUGCCCAUGGACUGCAAUGGAUUCAACCCGUACCAUAAUCCGAAUGAAGUGAGGAGGUUUAAUAUCCAGAGGAGUCAGCUGCUUAUCGAUGAAGUGGAGCUCGGCUCUGGGAACUUUGGCUGCGUCAAGAAAGGAGUCCUCAAGACUGAGUCGGGCCAGAUUGAUGUGGCCAUCAAAGUUUUGAAGAAUGACAACGAGAAGCUGGUGAGGGAGGAGAUGAUGAGGGAGGCAGAGAUCAUGCACCAGCUGGACAACCCCUUCAUCGUCCGCAUGCUGGGUCUGUGCAACGCUGAGUGUCUGAUGCUGGUCAUGGAGAUGGCCUCCGCCGGACCUCUCAAUAAGUUCCUCUCCUCCAAUAAGGAUACUGUAACUGUGGAGAACAUUGUCGGCCUGAUGCACCAGGUGUCGAUGGGAAUGAAGUAUCUGGAGGAGAAGAACUUUGUGCACAGAGACUUAGCAGCUCGUAACGUCCUGCUGGUCAAGCAACAGUUUGCCAAAAUCAGUGACUUUGGGCUCUCCAAGGCCCUCGGAGCAGACGACAACUAUUACAGGGCUCGUACUGCCGGUAAAUGGCCUCUGAAGUGGUACGCACCAGAAUGUAUAAAUUUCCACAAAUUCUCCAGUAAAAGUGACGUGUGGAGUUUUGGUGUCACCAUGUGGGAGGCCUUUACCUACGGAGGGAAGCCUUACAAGAAAAUGAAAGGACCAGAGGUGAUGCGCUUCAUUGACGAUGGGAACCGCAUGGAGUGUCCAACAGCAUGUCCAAAGCGAAUAUAUACAGUGAUGGAAGAAUGCUGGACAUACAAGCACGAGGACCGUCCUGACUUCAAGAAGGUUGAGGAGGCCAUGAGGUCUUACUAUUACUCCAUAUCGAACAAGGCCAAGCCUGAGGAAGCUGAAGCCACUGCUGAGCCUAUCAAGUAGACAGAAACAAGGCACAUUCUGUCCCAGGGCUUCACAAAGCAUCCUUUCAACUGGCCAUUAAACAACCAAAACAAAGAGCUUUUUAUGAACGGCACACACUGACAAGCUUUGACUACAGUUCUCAUACAGCUAAACGGGCCUCACUGACAAUAAAUGUGCAUUUGUGAAUUGGACUUAAGUGUGUCUGCCAUGUAAGGAAGAUCUCAAUCUGUGCGUCUUCUGCCUGUCAUGGUUUGAAUGUUAAGAGUCAACCUCCCUGUAAUUGGAGUAUGUGGUGCAUGUACAAGUUUUUCUUUUUUAGGCCAAACCAAAUACAAAUAUAUAUAUACAUAUAAAUAUAACAAGUCAGUAAAGUCAGUGAUUAAAGGUAAUAUUUGGGUUGACUUCAACGCAAAGUUGAACUGUAUCAUACAAGUUAUAAGCUGAGCUCAUAAUCAGGGAAAACAUGCAUUAUUUAAAACAUUUUUAGACACCUCAGAGUAAAAACAACAAACCAUAAAUGUAACUAAACAAUCAUUACACUUACUGUUGAUUUACAGAGGCCCACGUGUUUCAAAAGGCCCCAAUAUUAAUAGAUAAAAAACAAAUCUGUAACAAAUUAGUGUAUGUAGCAAAGAAAUAUGGGCAAAACAUCCUAUAAAAACGCCUUGUGUACAUGUGCAGAACAUUACAUAUAGACCAUCUGCAUUGGAAAAGCACAUGGCUGAUUUUAUGUACUUACUUAAAAUGUUCUCCCAAAAUAAAAAGCACAAGUGAAAAAACUGUUUUUGUGUAGGACUAAGUAGAUGUAUAAUCAGUAAAGAAUAAGAAGGGCAAUAUGGUUUUUAUUACAUAUUCAUUUAAAACUUUAAUUCAAGUGGUUUAUAAUGACCGUGCUAUUAAGUAAAAGACAGGCUCCCAUCAACUUACAGUCACAUACUGUACCAAAGGAAGUACUUCUGAGCAGCCAGGCAGCAACAGAAGGGUACGCAGAACCCGGAAGUUGAUGGAUUAGUCAAAAUAAUGGCGUAAGGUUUUUACAGAGUAAAACAUCAGGCCUUCAAAUUACAUGUUACAUUUAUGAGCAUAGUGGGAUCUCAAAUGAAUAACAAGAUAAAGUCAUGCAUUCAAUAGUUGUGGAAGUAAUUAAGCAAGUAUGAGCAGUAACAAAUUAAUAAAAACACAGAUGCAGUUAGUGUUAAAUCAUAAUGAAAAUCCUGAACAUUUAAAAAAAAAUACUAAUAAUAAACUAAUUACAAAUCCAAAUAGUUCAAGUUAAAUUGGUAUUUUCCUGCUUUUGAGAUCAGCUGAAAGAUUGCACCUUUAUAUCAAGGAGAUAUUCUGAAAUACUCUUCAAAUGUCCCAUGGAAUGGAAGUGCAAAUGAUAAGCAGCAUACGAGAACAAAACUGACAUUGUAGUAUAUAUAUCAUUUGAAAUAAAAGCCGUUAAGCCGUUGCUUUGAACAUA
Molecule: messenger RNA, 3563 nt
Organism: Cyclopterus lumpus (lumpfish)
Lineage: Eukaryota; Metazoa; Chordata; Actinopteri; Perciformes; Cyclopteridae
Product: tyrosine-protein kinase ZAP-70
Exons: 13
Coding region: 305-2116 (603 amino acids)
Biological process (GO): protein phosphorylation; innate immune response; cell surface receptor protein tyrosine kinase signaling pathway
Cellular component (GO): extrinsic component of cytoplasmic side of plasma membrane; cytoplasm
Molecular function (GO): ATP binding; non-membrane spanning protein tyrosine kinase activity; signaling receptor binding
Source: RefSeq, a predicted model, not a curated record